Messenger RNA from Pisolithus orientalis, 738 nucleotides. RefSeq lists its product as uncharacterized. The annotation marks the transcript as partial. The transcript has 2 exons. NCBI's taxonomy places the organism in Eukaryota, Fungi, Basidiomycota, Agaricomycetes, Boletales, Pisolithaceae. The record is from RefSeq and is a predicted model, not a curated record.
UCGAAAAACGAUAAACUGGAAGACAAUCCACCCGCCUACAACGAUCAUGCACAGGACACCAUGAUGCUCAGGGGUACACAAUCUGCCGCAGACACACAUUCCAAACCGAAGGGAAACCCCACGAAUUACCUUUCCGUGGUCGGAUCGCAUAGCCCAAUUAAAGGGACCUAUGUCAUUGAUCCAUCGAUGCACGUUCCGUCGUCGUACCUCCCACCCCUCGGUGAAGGCGAGACAGAAGGAGAUCGGAAGAAUUUGCAUUUACACACGCGCGAUGGAAGCGUAGAUGUCGAUAUUUGGUUGGUAGGCCGUCAACAGUACUCGGACAUCCGUAAACGUCGGACGACAUUGCACGUGAGUUCGAGAGACGGUUCCAUUGCUAUCAAAGUGCAUGCAAUAGAUGCUAUCCAACCUUUUUUCCUGGAUGUGUUCACCAGAGACGGACGAAUAACUGUCCUAUUGCCGCGUUCGUUCCACGGUCCCGUCGCACUCACAUCUAGAGAUGGGAGCUGUACACUCUCAGACGAGCUUCUCUGCAACAGCACACCCCUCGGCGUCGCAGACCACACGACCCGAUUCUUUGUGGGGGAUUUCUCCGCUGUGCCUGACUCCGCAUCCCAGUGGGAAGGCUAUGAAUUGAAGGCGGAGACGAGAGACGGGAGGGUAAGAGUCAAGUACGUGGACGAGGACGGACAGUCGGGUCCCAAGCUUGGUCUUUUCAGCAGGAUAUUCUUCAAGUAG